UAGUUCACUAUCAGGUCAGGUGACCCAACUGUGAAGAUUCCAAAGCUCGCUCACGUACGAGCAGAGAAGUAAACAGAGACGCAUCAUGGAGGCCGCUGAUCCUCGGUCCUCGAGUGACGACGCGCAGACUAGCAGAGGCGGAUUCUCGGGCGGGGAGAGCAGCAGUGACCGGGACGGCGGGCGGUCCGGAGGGAGCGGCGGUGAGGGCGAGCGGGAGCAGCGGGAAAGGGCGACGUUCGAGUGUAACAUCUGUCUGGACACCGCCAGGGACGCCGUGAUCAGUCUGUGUGGACAUCUGUUCUGCUGGCCGUGUCUCCAUCAGUGGUUGGAGACGAGGCCAAGCAGGCAGCAGUGUCCUGUGUGCAAAGCGGGAAUCAGCAGAGAUAAAGUCAUUCCUCUGUACGGCCGUGGCAGCACCAGCCAGGAGGACCCCAGAUUAAAAACUCCACCUCGACCUCAGGGACAGAGAACAGAGCCUGAGAGCAGAGGGUUUCAGGGUUUUGGUGAUACCGGGUUCCACAUGUCUUUCGGUAUCGGUGCUUUUCCUUUCGGCUUCUUCACUACAAUAUUCAACACCAACGACCCUUUCCACAGACCAGAUCCCCACUAUGCAGCAGAUCACCAAGGCAACGGGAAUGUUAACAACGGCAACAACUGGCAAGACUCGCUCUUCCUCUUCCUCGCCAUCUUCUUCUUCUUCUGGAUGUUGAGUGUGUGAAUGUGUGAGCGAGAGAACGAGAGAGAGAUACGGAGAGAAAGAGAGGGAGAGAUGAUGUCAGGACUGACACACACACACACACACACACACACACACACACACACACAGAUUGUCCAGGACAGAGGAACAGUAUUAAAAGACAGUGGGAGUUUAAUGAUUUUUCCAUUAAAAAAAUAAUAAAGUAAUUGUCUGAUAAAUAACACACACACACACACACACACACACGUCUACAUCGUCAUCCCACUGUUUCAUGACUUCUGCUUGAUACCAAAGACAAUUCCACGUCACAUGUUAGCGUAUUAAGCUACUAUUGAUGAGCACAUUAGUGUAAGUAAAAAGUAUUAUUUAGCCCUUUCGGUACUCGGGUGUCUAAUCUGUGAACACGUCACACUUUUUCACUGCAAAGGAGUCCAAUGGGACCGGAUUACAAACGUACAUAUUACUGAUGCAGUGCAUUAUGGGUAUUUUGUAUGGUGUAGCAAAUCCAUGACGAUAAAGGAUUAACAUGAUCUGCGUUAGGUCAUUAAUUAUAUACUCUUAUGGCAAGGUGAUCAGGGAUGACAGCAGAACGUGACAUUAUUCCAGCUGAAAGCCAUCAUGCACUGCUAUGUCCUUUUGUGUGUGUUUGUAUUGUGACGUUACAACGAAACACUUAAUCCUUCUCUGUAACUUUUGGGAGAACUAUAACUGUUAAACAGCUAGCUUUCGGGCUGCUCUCGGAUUCUCGGUCGGCCGUCUGACACGUCACGUGGCUCGCUGAGCUGUGAACAGAUGAGUUGGGAAAUGAAAAACCUUACUCUGCGCAAAUUUGCUCUUAUUACGAUGUGAACAGGUGACAGUGGUCGAUGUCAGUGACAUGUCAGUAGUAAGUGUGUCUAACAUAUUGCUGGUUGCUAUGGAUUCACAAGUAGGGUCGGUGUAGUAUGACCGGGCUGCACAACGCAGUAGCUAGCAACAGACUGGAUACGGAUUACGGGUUCUGGUGGGUGUGGCUUGUCAAGACAUUCUGUUUGAGUAGAUUAAACAUUUUAAGCCCUUUGAAAUGUCUUACUAAUUGGUUCAGGAAUCAUCGCUAUGAAUGAGCAUCUGACAGAAACCACUCUCUAGUCUUGUACAUACAUAAAGACACGUUUUCCAGUCGCCUGCCCUCUAACAUCGCUGGUGAUCGUGCCACUCGAUGAUGCUGACGUUAACAAUAGCAUUCAGCUGCGAGUGUGAAUCAUAGUCGUCUCUGAUGUUCAAUGACGCUGAACCGUCAUAAGGAAGACCACAAAAAAAGUGUUAAUUCAGCUGCAAGUCAUUUCUAAUAGUGUUAAUAAGAGCAGUGUUAAAGACCUAGAGUUAAGGAUAACUGUGUCUCUGUGCGUUGGGACAGAUGCAGAAAAUGAGCUCAUGCCUUCCAUUUUAUUGCUUUUUAUUUUGAAUGUAGUGCAGCGUGGCACUGUUAAAGCCUGGUUCCUUAACAGGUCAGAUAGCGUAACGUUUAAGAUUAGCACUGUACAUUACUUACACACGUACAUUAACCCUAAUAGAACAAUGAACAUGUUUGCACACACUAAAUAAUCAUCAGGAACUCUCGAGUGUUAGCACUUGGGGCGGAGCCUUUAAAUGGCCAACGUUAGCAUGCGCACUAACAGGAUGGGAAUUUGGGGCGGAGCCUAAUGUGUAUGAAAUUGUUGUUUGGUCUUGUAACAAGCACUGUUAAGCAAACUAACAGAAUUCUACAGUAUGAAUGAGUUUCACACUGUGACGUGUGUGUGUGUGUGUUUUUGUCUAGAGAUUGACUAUUUCUGUACUUUAUUCUGUAAGAUUGUAGUAAUGACAUCAUUAUGAUGCGUUAUGGAGGCGGUGUAUAAAAUUUCUUUUUCUAACAUGCCCCUUUCUGACUGCUUCUGAGAGCGAGCACUCGCAGCAUGAGAGAGGAAGUGUGGAUCAUCAGGAAGGUCAGAACCACGCCAGGAACAUGAAUUCCAACCAGACUGAACAACUCCAGAUGUAUUCCUUUGGCAAACUCAGAACACUAGUGAUUUGAUGUUAUGCUAGCAUCGUUUUGACUAGCAUUUGAGGCAGAGGCAUUUUUUCAACACUCCCUUUUAAGAACCUGCCGUUUUUGUAAAAUGUUGAUUUAACUAAAUCUUUAUAAAGGCCAAGCAGACUCGAUCAAGGGGAAGUGGACAAGGAUGUUUUAAACUCACAAAUGGAAUGUGAUGAUGAUGAUGAUGGUGUGUGAGUGUAUGUGCUUUAUCUUGCUGUUGUGAUGCUUGUCUUUUUGACCCGAACAGGAGAGUUAUAUAUGUGCUGGGUGUUGUGGGCGGGGCUUACAGGUGAUGUGUAAAAGUGGGCGGGGCUCUUUACAGAAAGUCAGUGAAUAAAUGUUUCCUACUGGAUUUA
Messenger RNA from Tachysurus vachellii, 3109 nucleotides. RefSeq names its product ring finger protein 5 (gene rnf5). Bases 86 to 718 code for a protein of 210 amino acids. Gene Ontology annotation, cellular component: endoplasmic reticulum. Lineage: Eukaryota; Metazoa; Chordata; Actinopteri; Siluriformes; Bagridae. The record is from RefSeq and is a predicted model, not a curated record. The transcript is spliced from 6 exons. Gene Ontology annotation, biological process: ubiquitin-dependent protein catabolic process. Gene Ontology annotation, molecular function: ubiquitin-like protein conjugating enzyme binding; ubiquitin protein ligase activity; metal ion binding.